This is a messenger RNA of Dendronephthya gigantea, 2363 nucleotides long. RefSeq names its product mucin-5AC-like. Gene Ontology annotation, cellular component: extracellular matrix. Gene Ontology annotation, biological process: cell adhesion. The transcript is spliced from 2 exons. The record is from RefSeq and is a predicted model, not a curated record. NCBI's taxonomy places the organism in Eukaryota, Metazoa, Cnidaria, Anthozoa, Malacalcyonacea, Nephtheidae. The coding region runs from base 82 to 2052 and encodes 656 amino acids.
AGUUCUUAUAACGUGAAGUUACAAAUCAAGAACUUCUCUUUUGAAGUUAUCGCAAAGUCAUCACACUCGCCAAGUCGAGAAAUGGCCAUCGGUUGUAUUCUGUGGUUGAGCGUCGUUUACCUCUCAUGCACUGUGCGGUUUGCCCAGGCAAUACAAUGCAAAGGCGCGGCAAAUUACACUCUUACUUUCCAAGGAGAAUGGUCUAGAGCGUCAGAUCCAACAAAUUUUCCUUCGAAUGCACAUUUCUCAUCUCUUGUUGGCUGUAGUCAUAAUGUUUCCUAUGUGAUGUGGAGAACAGGGGAAAAGGCCACCGCGGGAGUGAAAAAUUUCACAGAAACUGGUGGAUAUUUGAGAUUGUACAAUGAAAUAGACGAUCAGAUAGCAUUGAAGAACGCCCAUAAGCGAUACACUGAUGGUUCACGCAUUCCUGGUACAGCUAACCUGUCCAUCACUAACAUCGAAGUCAACCCAGAAUAUCCUUUCCUGUCGUUCAUUUCCAAGAUUUCGCCUUCACCUGACUGGUUCGUUGGGGUCUACGACUAUAAUUUAUGCAACACAACCACAGGACUAUGGAAAGAGUCAGAAACACGUGUUCCUCCUGCGUUCGAUGCAGGAACUGACAGUGGGCACACUUUUGAAAGUCUCGAUAAACCAACCAUACCGCAACAAAAUAUCAGCAUACAUAUGAAUUACACAGGUAAAAGAUUCGCGAUUAUUUCUAUUUCAAAAAUUACGACCACCGGGAAAUCAACGAUUACUCCAACAUUGCGUUCACGUGUUACCUCAACAUCAAGUGAUACCCCAACAUCACGUGUUGCCCCAACAUCACGCGUUACCUCAACAUCAAGUGUUACCCCAACAUCACGUGUUGCCCCAACAUCACGUGUUGCCCCAACAUCACGUGUUACCUCAAGAUCACGUGUUGCCCCAACAUCACGCGUUACCUCAACAUCAAGUCUUGCCCAAACACCACGUGUUGCCCCAACAUCACGUGUUGCCUCAACAUCACGUGUUGCCCCAAUAUCAAGUGUUGCCCCAACAUCAAGUGUUAUCCCAACAUCACGUAUUGCCCCAACAUUACGUGUUGGCCUAACAUCACGUGUUGCCCAAACAUCACGUGUUACCUCAACAUCAAAUGUUGCCCAAACACCACGUGUUGCCCCAAUAUCACGUGUUACCCAAACAUCACGUGCUACCCCAACAAUAAGCGUUACCCCAACAUCACGUGUUGCCCUAACAUCACGUGUUGCCUCAACAUCACGUGUUGCUCCAACAUCAAGUGUUGCCCCAACAUCAAGUGUUAUCCCAACAUCACGUGUUGCCCCAACAUCACGUGUUGGCCUGACAUCACGCGUUGCCCAAACAUCCCGUGUUACCUCAACAUCAAAUGUUGCCCAAACACCACGUAUGGCCCCAACAUCACGUGUUACCCAAACAUCACGUGCUACCCCAACAUUAAGUGUUGCCCCAACAUCAAGUGUUGCCCCAACAUCACGUGUUGCCACAACAGCACGUGUUGCCCCAAUAUCACGUAUUGCCCCAACAUCACGCGUUAAUUCAACAUCAAGUGUUGCCCCAACAUCACGUGUUACCUCAAUAUCACGUGUUGCCCCAACAUCACGCGUUACCUCAACAUCAAGUGUUGCCCAAAUACCACGUGUUGCCCCAACAUCAAGUGUUGCCUCAACAUCAAGUGUUAUCCCAACAUCACGUGUUACCUCAACAUCAAGUGUUGCCCAAACACCACGUGUUGCCCCAACAUCAAGUGUUGCCCCAACAUCACGUGUUGCCCCAACAUCACGUGUCACCUCAACAUCAAGUGUUGCCCCAACAUCACGUGUUACCUCAACAUCAAGUGCUGCCCAAACAUCACGUGUUACUUCAACAUCAAGUGUUGCCCCAACAUCACAUGUCACCUCAACAUCAAGUAUUGCGAUGACCACCACACCAACUUCCUCAGGGACAAGCGCGAAAUUUUCAGUUAAAAAGUUUGGUUUUAUUCAUGUCGUUUUUGCCCUGAUACUUAACCUGUUUUGCAACCUUCUUAUAUAGAACUAUAGUUUUACCGAAAACUUCGUUCCUAGGCCAUUUUAUGACUGACAGAUUGGCAUUCGCAUCGAAAGACUUUCUUUUAUUAAUAACCAAAUUUAAAAAAUGAUCUGUAUGUCUAAGAAUGAUCCUCUCUGCAUGCGCUAAGUUUUGCCCUACAAUUAUAUACACGUAAAAAACACACAAGCUGUAACUUGAUGUUUUUUCCACAACGCAAAUUUUUCACAAAUAUAUUCACCAAUCAAACUUCUUUAAAGUCGCCCCAAUAGACUUGUCUCAAAAAUAACGUCAAGUUUAGGAAGUCCAAUGGCAAU